This is a messenger RNA of Penicillium griseofulvum, 3207 nucleotides long. Its product is annotated as Isopenicillin N synthase. Gene Ontology annotation, biological process: epoxide metabolic process. The transcript is spliced from 16 exons. Bases 1 to 3207 code for a protein of 1068 amino acids. The record is from RefSeq and is a predicted model, not a curated record. NCBI's taxonomy places the organism in Eukaryota, Fungi, Ascomycota, Eurotiomycetes, Eurotiales, Aspergillaceae. Gene Ontology annotation, molecular function: epoxide hydrolase activity.
AUGACCGAGUCAAAGACUGAGAGCUCGCAGCUCGCCGAUUGUAAUCAUGUUCCGAUCAUUGACCUUUCAUUUUUGAAUAGUCCAAAUUUCGAUGAGCGACGAAAACUUGCUCAGUCGAUUUAUGAUGCUUGCACUCAGGUCGGCUUCUUUUACAUCAAGAACCAUGGAAUUCCAGAGGACAAAAUAGAAGGCAUACAUAGCUCCGCAAAGCGGUUCUUCGAUCUCCCCGAGGAGCAAAAGAUGAAUUUCUAUAUUGGAAACUCACCCAAAUUCCGCGGCUACAGCCCCCUGGGUGGUGAGAGAUCCACAGGAACAGACGAUGAUCCCAUUGCCGAAGAAGACGCAGUCAGUGCUCUCUCUGAAGCAUUUGACAUUGGAUACGAAACCGCAAUGGAUCCUCAAAAAUCGAAAGAUGACCCUCUUCCCCGCGAUCCGUAUGGAUUGUACGGAGAUAACCAAUGGCCCGGCCCAGAUAUACUUCCAAACUUCACAGAGACCUACAUUGAAUAUUGUGCCAUGAUGCUAGGGCUCUGCCGAAAGCUGAUGAGAAUAUUCGCCCUCGCUUUAGACUUAUCGGAAGAUCAUUUCGACUCGAUGAUUCAGAACCCAGGUGUCACGUCUAGAAUGAUGCAUUACCCGCCUCAGCCGGUGAAGGAAGAGGUUCGUGAAGGGCUUGGGGCUCAUACGGAUUUCGAAUGUUUCACUAUCCUCUCUCAGGGUAGUGUCCCGGGCUUGCAAGUUUUGAGUCACAACGGAGAGUGGAUACUGGCACCCCCGGUGUCGGGGACAUUGGUCGUAAAUAUCGCAGAUUGCCUAUCGAUUUGGACGAAUAAAAAGUUCAAGUCGACUAUUCAUCGUGUGACAAAUUUGACUGGAAAAGAACGAUACUCUGUUCCUUUCUUCUUUGGAGUCGACUAUGAUACAACAGUGUCUGUUCUACCGAAUCAUAUUUCGGAUGAUAGACCUGCAUGUAAAGAGCCCUUCAAAGCAGGCGAGUGGGUUCGCGAAAAGCUAUCGAAGGUUACCCCGCCGUCCAUAGCGACGGCCUCACUCACACCGUUUCAGGCUGCCAUCCCGAAAGCCAAACUUGACGAGCUCGAGCUUUUGAUAAAGCUAGCGAAACUUGCACCACCCACCUAUGAAAAUUCACAAACGGACCGUCGCUAUGGUGUUUCUUCGGACUGGCUAGUGACCAUGCGGGAUCAAUGGCUUAGGUCUUAUCACUGGAAAUCCUCAGAAGAUCGAAUCAAUAGUUUUCCCCAGUAUACGACGGAGAUUGAAGGUCUUACUAUCCAUUUUGUAGGGUUAUUUUCAGAAAGGAAGGAUGCCGUUCCUCUGUUGUUGGUGCAUGGAUGGCCUGGAAGCUUCCUUGAGUUCUUGCCUAUAUUGCAAAAGUUCCGAGAGGAGUAUACACCGGAAACCUUGCCUUAUCACUUGAUUGUACCUUCACUGCCAGGUUACACAUUUUCUUCUGGGCCCCCGUUGGAUAGGAACUUUGAAAUAGGUGACAUUGCUCGUGUGUUGGAUCAGCUGAUGAAAGGCCUCGGCUUUGAGAGUGGAUAUAUUGCCCAGGGAGGUGAUAUUGGAAGUCGGAUUGCCCGGCACUUGGCCGUGGAGCAUGAGAGCUGCAAAGCUGUGCACGUCAACGUGGUUUUUAUGGGAAGGCCAGACGGCAUGACAGAUGACCACCUAAAUGCCUCCGAAAUAGCGGGCGUUAAGAGGGCGACAAAUUUUGUGACUACUGGAACAGGCUAUGCGAUGGAGCAGGGCACUCGACCUAGCACUAUUGGGCAUGUUUUGGCAUCAAGCCCGAUUGCUCUGCUAGCAUGGAUUGGAGAAAAAUUCCUGGAAUGGGUCGACAAUCCGCUUGCCCCAGAAGACAUUUUGGAAUCUGUCACCCUGUAUUGGCUUACCGAGACAUACCCUCGAGCGAUCUAUACUUAUCGACAGAACUAUCCUCCACCACCGCUUCCGUCUUCCAAUGACCCUCGUUGGUAUAUACACAAGCCGUUUGGAUUCUCUUCUUUCCCAAUGGAGCUUGUUUCAUUGCCGCGCUCGUGGAUUGAAACCACUGGCGACCUGGUAUUCUGGGAACAGCACCCGAAGGGUGGUCAUUUUGCGGCAUUAGAGCAGCCUGAUGAAUUGAAAGCGGAUCUGGUCAAGUUUGUAGACCAGGUGUGGCCAGUCCAGAAAUUUGAAUGCGGGGCUGUCCUCCACUUCUACUUCCCCAUCUCCAACUACAACAAUAACCAACAGAGCAUCAUAUUCUCAUCCAUCGCUACGAAAACCAUGACAGCAACUACAGCAGUCGAUGAAAUAUUCUCUGACGAAUCAAGCUUCUACGGCAACGAUAAUCAAAAAUCACAACUAGAAGCCCAAGUUUCUUCCUAUGACCCAGAACAAUUCUGGGUAGAAACCCACCAGAAACAGCUCUCAACCAUCCAGCAGCAAAAGCGCGCGCCUGCCCCACGCGCAAAACGCUCAUCAUCAGAUGUAUCCAUGGAAGAUGCACCCCCAGAACCAUCCGAGAUCAAAUGCAACCAACGCGGGAAGACCGAGCCCAUAUCCCAGUUUUUAUCGCGUCUUCCGCCCUCAACAACAGGAUCCGCAAGCGUAGGUCCCUGGAUCUGGAUGUACAAUCCACAUGUGCCGCCGAGGCGAAGUGGGGAUGUUCCCACUCUGCUUAGGAAAGGAAGGGAGCUUCUGCAGGCAUAUGAGAAUGAGAGUGCGAUUUUGCGCGAGGCGCAUGAUAGGUCUGGGGCUAAGACUACGGCUGGUUUGACUCGUAAAUUGAAUCCGAUGCGGAAGGAGCUUGAGAAGGGGAUUCUUGAUCUGGCGAGGGAGACUGGUGUUACAGAUGGGAAGUGGAUGCUUUUUCCGAAUGUUGAUGAAGUUGAUGAGGUCUGGGGGGCUGUUGUUCGGGCGAUGGAGAAGGGGGAGCUGGGGGAUGCGGCGAAGGUCGCUACUGAUGAUGGGUCUGGAUCUGGACAGAGUCGGUUGAUUUGUGUUUAUACAGCUGAUUUUGGGGAUGUUGAGGAUGUUAAGCGGAUUGUUCGUAGGUUGGUUGAUAUUGGGCUUGUUGGGAAGGGGCCGAAGUCUGUUUACUAUAAGUCUGAUGCUUUCACUCUUCUGGAGAUUACUUCGAAGAAUGAGUAUGGGCUGAAGGCGAGUAUGUAUUCGAGUCAGGAGAUGCUUGAGGGGAAGUAG